GCAACAACGACGGGUCAACGUUGGCCACAACCACCUGCAGCUUCGCGCGGAAGCGGGUCGAAAAACGUGAUCUCCUGAACCAGGACAAAAUGGGCACCGAAACAAUCCAGCAGCUCGCCGGUGCCGGCGGUGUCGGCCAUCAGCAGCAACAUCUGCAUCAACAGCGACAGCACAAUCAAGUUAACGCGCAGCCACAACCGUUCCUGGCCGAUGGUGGGGCUGCAUUUGCCGGGGAUUCGGUGAAAGUCCCUGGUGAAGCCGCUACACAUCCUCACCUGAACGUUUUCGGUCUCAAUCAUCCGCACAUCCAUCCGCCAGCGGGUGCCGGAACUAAGCUUCCAGCCGUCGUCGGCAUCUAUCGUCCACCGGCGGCCCGCCGUGCACUGAAGCUAGCGGAAAAGGCUCUUCAUCAGCUCGCUCCACCGGCCGCUUGUGAAAAUCCGAGCGAUUAUAACCAUCGUGAUUCGUUGGGGAGCACGGAACAUGUGCGCCGCCACACCGAAGUGACCACUAUCGAUAAGGCUUCGAGUACGCCAGAUAACACCGAAAGCGGCGGUCUAAAAACCAGUCCAACGUCGGAAGACGACGGCAGCAAGUGUCCAACGCAGGCAUCGUCGCCCGUUACCGACGGUGCACUAGGAAGUGUCUCCGCAAGCGUUGAAUGCAGCAGCGUCAACAGUUCCGUGGUAUCUCCCACAAGCGCAAGGACCAAUCGUCCCCACCGUGAGCGACGUCCCGAUCGGGCUGUCUACAUUCCGAGGGCUCGCCGCAGUCUAACGACACCCCCGGUAACAACAUCAUCACUGCUUCCGGCAACAACAACAGCAACGACGGGCCCGAAUGAAACUGUGAGCAAAGCUGCUGACGGACUCACUACCAUCUCGAAUUCGGAUACACCGCUACCGAAAGGUACAUCACGAGUAGUUGCCGCAAACCGGACGCAACAACUAACUGCGGAUGCGAUAGGCCCAUCAGGAGUACCCUCUUGUUCAGUUGUGGUCCCUCCCGAAGGAACAGGAAGAUUGAAAGUCAAGCAAAAGCCACACAAUUCUACGGCAGGGCCAGCUUUAGAAAACUCGUUGGCCAAGGGGCAAUUGCACAAUAACACACCCAUACUGCUAAACUGUGAUAUCGCGGCAGAAGAAUCAUCCAAGCGAAGGGCUGCCCAUCUCGGGGAUCAUCGCGCACCGGUGGAAGCAUUCAAGAAACGGAGUUAUAGUCUGGAAGAACAUAACUCAUCGGUACAAACCAUUACCGCGUCAUCGCUGGACGAACGAUUGCAAAUCGUAACCGAAGUAUCGCGCGGGAACGAACUGAAAACGCGUCAACAACAAUCACCUGGUGAGGAGUGUACGAAAGCGGGCAGUGAAAUUGAACAACCCGAAGAUCCGGCAAACGUGCACUCGAGAUCGAACGAAACAAACAACGAAACCACGAUGCAUCGUAACAACAAUCGUAAUCGUAACGCCAAAAACGUCCUGAACGGCGCCGGUAUGAUCAUCAACAACCGCCCCACCGAAGGGGACAAGAUCGAUCAUGAUGAGAAGGAACUGCGGCGGGCCUCGCAGGAGAUGAACCGCAGCAAUCGGCGCAUUAUGAAGCAAACGUUCAACUCGGACGUGCUGGAAAUUGACGAACCGUCGGCCCCGCCACCAUCGGCCCAGGUAGGGUUGGGUAAAAAAGUGAUCGACAAAAAGAUGGUGGUGAUGUCCCAGAACGGAGGAGGGGAUACUAACUUUGGGGUGGGUGUUGGAAAACCUCCUGGAAUAAUUGCUACAAGCAACGGUAGUGGCGGUUCGCCCACCGGGAAGGCUAGUGAAGGUGAAGAGGCGGGUGAUGAUGAGGAUGAGGAGGAGGAGGACUGGGAGUCGAUGUACGACGACAACGGGGAUUGCCUGAAUCCGAAGAUGCUUGAAGAACUGACCACGGCCGUCGGGAAGGUGUCGAUCGAAGUUCCCCAAACGGAUUAUAAGUCGUACCAAACGAAGCAGGCUGUAUUGAAUGACGAAGAAUUUCCCCACGUACUGGAGGUAUCGAAUUUUCCGGCCGAGUUCAAGACGCAGGAUCUAAUGAUGCUGUUCUCGCAGUACAAGGAAUCCGGAUUCGAUAUCAAAUGGGUCGACGAUACCCAUGCACUGGCUGUGUUUAGCAGCUCAAAAAUAGCUGCUGAAGUUCUUGCAACGGGACACUCGUUCGCGCGGGUCAAACCGCUUGCCGAGGCAACUUCUGAAUCGCGAUCGAAGGCGCGCAAAUGCGCCAGCUCUCUCCAGCCUUACCGCGCCCGACCGGAAACGUGUGCCGCCCUGGCCCGCCGGCUGGUCACCACGGCGCUCGGUGUUCGGCUGAAAACGGCACCAGAGGAAAGGGAAAAUGAACGUCGUGUCUUACGUGAAGCCAAAGAACGGAAGCUCCUUGCGGCCAAACAACGUGAUGAAGUGUGGGACAGUUAGUGUCGGACGACAUGUUCGAAUGUGUGAAUGCUUGCCAAACCAUCACCACCCGUAUGAUGGUUCAUCCAUUAUUUCACGUACGCGUUGUGUUGCUGCCAUAACGAUUAACUAACCACGUUGCAUUGUGCUGGAAGGAAAAGGAAAGUUAAAGAUCUCGGUUUAAGAAAACGCCACACCCUUGCACCCCCUUUAAAGCAGCUGCAGGAUGCAAAGUGCGUGCUGUAUGAUAGAGAAAUAAGCGAAAGGGUAGCUGUGUGCAUUUUUAGUUUAUGUUUUAAUUCAUUAUCAAAGUAUUUGUAAGUGUGAUGAUUGUAAAGAACACGAAAGCAACUUCAACCACCUGCGCCAGGGGGACACGACGCAUACACAGUGAAAACACCAUGGCACAUUGGUUGGUUGUUUCCUUUCAACCUACUCCACUCGUCAUCAGUUGCAGACUUUUGAUAGCAGAGCAGUUAGCUAGUUAAAGUUCCCGACAAAAAAUAAAGUAUAUGGAUGGAAAGUGUCCUCUCCAACAUGUAUACAGCAUACGUCAUCCGUUUAGGAAACACAAAUCUUGUAAAAUCUACAAUAAACCAUAGAACCGGUAGCAUAUUAGCCAUCCAGAAUGGAUCAUAUAUUUAUAUUUAAUCCUUUAUAUAUACACGAUGUAUAAUGGCAAGGAUUGCAGAUUUUGCAACUCAGUGGUCGUUACGUUUAUAUUUUUAUUUACAAAAACGAUGCUAUUACGAUAGCUGGAGCAGAUCUAAAUAAAAGUAAGAAAUUGAA
Molecule: messenger RNA, 3218 nt
Organism: Anopheles coustani
Lineage: Eukaryota; Metazoa; Arthropoda; Insecta; Diptera; Culicidae
Exons: 6
Coding region: 90-2450 (786 amino acids)
Molecular function (GO): nucleic acid binding
Source: RefSeq, a predicted model, not a curated record